AGGAGGAGGAGAGGAAGGAGAAAACAGCAGCAAGCCGAGCCAGCAAGAGAGGAAGAAACGAGGGGACUUUUUAGGGCAGAGGAACUUAGCUAGCUAAAUAAUUAUGGUUUAAUGUGUCCGAUUAAGAAAAGAGGAGCAGAGAAAUGAAGCGGCUCUCCUUUUUAACACACCCAUACCUUACAGAUUAGGUGUUAGUAGGGGUGUGUAGAAAUAUUUCCUUUAGGCUGACUGGACACUGGAGAGUCAUAUAUAUGCUAUGUUGGCUAUCCUGGCUAAGAUAGCUUAGCUCGCAUGCUAAAGUUUAGCUAGCGUGUUAAUGCUAUCGUUUGUUUAUCUAGCCUGGGCGCUAGAUAUUUUUAUAUUCGAUUUUUGAAGAUUUUGGUUAAUGUCGGGGUUGUGGUGACUCCCAUCGCACAAAGGGAUCCGCUUAUAAAGAAUGACAAGGGCUGCUGUGCUGUGAUUGGCAAUUCACAGUCACAUGGAAGGUGUUUCUGGUUAGUGUCUGUCAUCCAUCCAUCUCCCAUGCCCUCCCCUGGGUGAGAACAUCAGGAUGAAGAAGAUCAGCCUUAAGACGUUCCGAAAACCUUUCAACAUGAAGGGCAAAGAGGACGGGGAUUUUAUGAUACUCCAGAAGCCAUCGCUGGCUUCCGAGUUUGCCAAAGACGAUGCGCUCUUUGGAGGCUGCUACGCCAAAGAGCUGGCUUGCGAUCUCCACACAGAGGACAACAGGGGCCACAAGAACAGGUCUAAGAGCGAAGGUCUGAUGGGCACCUUAAAGAGGAGGCUUUCUACCAAGCAGAAAGCCAAAGGUGGUAAAGGUGGGUCAACCUCCAUGGGCUCAGGAGAUGACGAUGAUACAUUCUCGUCCUCCUCAGUACCAAUAAGCUUUAAUGAAGUCAAAGCCCAGAGGCCUUUAAGGUCCUCCUCACUCCGCAGCCACCACUAUAGCCCUGCCCCGUGGCCCAUUAGGCCUGUGGACCCUGAUGAAGCAUGCAUAAACAUGGAGGUUAAGGUAAAAGCCAUGGUUCACACCCCAAGCCCUAGCCCUUCUCUCAAUGGUAUUCGUAAGGAAUUUCAUGACAUCCAGAUCGAGGGCCUUUUUGACGAUCGGAGUGAAUCUCUGAGGAACCUGGAGUCUCAGAAUGGUGACUUGCAUUUAAACAUUGAAGAACAUGUGCCUGUAGUCCUUGGACUUGCUCCUCAGGACUACAUUCAGUACACAAUGCCUUUAGAUGAGGGAAUGUACCCCGAUUCUUCCCACUCUUUUUGCUUGGAUGGUUCCUCACCAAUGGAGGUGAUGGAACAAGUUGACGCUGACUCAAUGAAUGUGGACCAGGGUCAGGAUGACCUUUUGUCAUCGGAUAUGCUUAUGGACCAGUCUGUGAGCGGGCUUAUCCUGGGGAAUCCGGGAAUAGUCCUUCAAAGUAGUUCCAGAGCAGAUGCUCCUUUGCUGUCCCCAUCCCUUUCUCCUCUUUCCAGCAGUGAAAUUCAGAGAACCUAUUCUGGAUUCAGCGCCACGGAUUCACAUGUUGCUGAACGGAUGAGGCAUCAUCUUAAUUUCGACCCAAAUUCUGCUCCCGGUGUAAGCAGGGUGUACGACUCAGUCCAAAGCAGUGGACCCAUGGUCGUAACAAGCCUUACAGAGGAACUGAAGAAACUAGCCAAGCAGGGUUGGUACUGGGGACCAAUAACUCGAUGGGAAGCAGAAGAAAAGCUUCUCGACCUUCCAGACGGAUCGUUUUUGGUCCGUGACAGCUCAGAUGACCGGUAUCUCCUUAGUUUAAGCUUCCGGUCGCAGAGCAAGACUCUCCAUACCCGAAUUGAACAUUCGAACGGAAGGUUUAGUUUUUACGAGCAGCCGGAUGUAGAAGGACACACAUCCAUAGUGGAUCUCAUUGAGCACUCGAUAAAAGACUCUGAAAAUGGUGCAUUCUGUUACUCCAGAUCGCGCCUGCCUGGGUCAGCCACGUACCCAGUUCGACUGACCAAUCCUGUCUCUCGGUUCAUGCAGGUGCGCUCUCUGCAGUACUUGUGCCGGUUUGUUAUUCGGCAGUACACGCGCAUAGAUCUUAUUCAGAAACUGCCUUUACCGAACAAAAUGAAAGAUUACUUGCAGGAAAAGCACUACUGACCUGGGAUACAGUAGUCACUUGCACUUUGGGUAAAGUUGUUCAAAUGGUUUACAAGACAUUUGUGGAUUUUCUUUUUUUUUCCAGUAAUUUUUUUCGUUUGUGUCAAAUCUUUGUGUUAGUUUAUCUCACCUUGACUCUGAUUCCAUAGUAAAUUUGUUGUUGCUCAGAUUCAGAACUUUGUACACAAAUUUAAAGGUACACUUUUUUUUUUCUCUCAAAAGAGAAACCUGCCACGUCAAAUAGUAAUUAAUAUCUUUCUACCUAUUAAUGGUUAACGGUAAACCAUAAACUAUAACUUUUUUAUUAUUAUUAAUAUGCAUCCUGUCAGUUCAGAAUGUCGCCUUUAGUUUUCACAAGUCAACAUAUUAAACAUGCUUGGGAUGCUUUUCCAUUAAUAUCACACACUUAACUACAGAUAUGCUACUCUAAAUAUAUCAGUAUAAGGGCAAAAUGACUGGUUGCACUAAUAAAUGCAUCAGUUCAUAUAUAAAUAAGUGCAGAAUCAGCAUUAUAUAUUAAAGUACCACUUAUUUUUGUACAUUUUGUUAUUCUAUGCUAUUAUGUGAAUUAUAAGAUGUCAGCCAACUCUGGCCAUUUUUGAUAGGAAUUUGUUUCUCAUUAGCUAAGGUCGGUACUUUUAGUUAGGCUAAGCUUUUUCCACUGAUAGACUAAAAUUGAUGUUACAGGGUUCAAGACAGUGCAUGUAAAAUCAUUAGACGUUUGCAGUGAAACAUGACUGGUUUGAUUUGUAAAAAGGUGCUUCCCAUGACAUUUUCAUUAUGACUACUUGAUAAAAAUCUGUGUAUCAGUUCUAGGGCUGCCACUGUCAAUUUUACUGGUUACAUAUGACGAUGAUUCAUAUAUAUAAAAAAGAAAACUGGAUUUAACUGAAUAAAGAUAAAACUACCAAAUUAUUAUUGCAUGAGUCCAUCAGACUAUGAUUCUGAGCAAUAGGAUACUUUAAAAUGUACAUAAUUGACAUGCAAAUUGCAGAUUCAUACAGAUGUCAACGUUUAAUUAGUUUUCUGUUUUUAGUAAUUGUGACAGCACUAAUCAAUAUACAUUUUUUGAGGCCCUCUUGCUUUUGCCCAAAUAGAUUUAGAUUCCCGGCCCCCCUGCAACAUUUGAGUUUUGCUUUGGAUAACCUUCAGCUCUCCAGAGCUGUAACUUUUUUAAAUGUUCCUUUGGCCAUGUCCUUUUCAUUGCUUUCGCACUGCCAUCCUGUCAUUAUCCCAAACUACCAGUCCUUCUAACUAUGCUGCUCCCUCGGCAAGCUAAGAACAGAUGCUGCUCUUCAUGUCAUUCUCUUUCACAUUAAAAAAAGUGACUUCUUGGUCAUUUCUCGUCCAUAUUUGCUUUAAGCAACUUUUCAGACUAGCAAUAAUUAGUGUGAUCAGAUAUUUGGUGCCAGCUUUGCAUGAGGUAAAUUCUUUGCUGUUAUUGUAAAUUAUUAGAUUAAAUGUGGUUUCUUUCAACUAUUUGGGCAUAAACAAGACUGCACUGACAUUACAGGCUUGAUUCUCAGGUGCUUUCAUUAAUGCAUCCAUAAAAUUUUCCAAAAUCUUUGCAACAACAAAUUAAUUUUUAAAACUGCUGCAUUAGAAAGUUAAUGUAUUCAGUUUGUUUCUGGUUUGUUUAAAAAAAAUGCAUAUAGAACACAAUGAACUUUCAUAGGUUUCAAAAAUGCCAAGGAUUUCAUUAUGGAAAAGGGAACAGUUGCAAAAUGCUGGCUUUUUAUUUUGAUCGUCGUGUGUAUAUGAAACGUUUCUGCUUCAUACAGUAUUUUAUUGAUUGUUUUCGUUACUUUAGUUGAUCCAUAUUGUCUGUUGUUUCACAUCUUUGGUUUCACCUAAACAGUGAAAGGCUGGUUUUGCACAUACUGCAUGUGUAUCAUGUGAGCAGUGCGGACAUCAUUUUUGGUGCCCAUAUUACAGCGUUUACACAGCCUACAUAUAAAAACAAAUUCUAUAACUCUUUUUGUGAAAAAAAUGUUAUUACUUAUAUAAACGUAUAAGUAUAAUUAGUCAAAUUAUUAGCUAAUCAUGUUUAAUUAGUAGCUAUGCUUUUUGACAGACCCGCAGGAUCUAGAAGUGUAUGUGUUUUUUAAACUGCUGCAGUUGAAUAGUGUCCUUUCACUAUUUUUUGUUGUUUAUAUUAAGCAAGGUAAAGUAACAGAUGUUUACAAACAGUGGUGUUUGUGAAAUUAGGCCUGCUGUAUCAUUUCACAGUGCAAAUGCUGCAUGUAUGUAUGACUGCUGCGCUGCUCACACUGUGCACACGCAGUGUGUGCAUGAAACCGGCUUAAAAGCAAUCCCCUCUAUACAGAGGCUUGCAGUGCACCAUCAUGAGUUCGUUGCUUUGGUUGGGGCAGAUGCACAAUAAGCAGACAAACAACUGUAAAAUGUGGGUGUUUAUGCUUACAGCCUACAAACAACCCUGUGAGCACAGUUUUAUAGAGAUCUCACUUUAUAUGCCCCAUUGUUUGUUCCACCAUGCAGUGACUUAAGUAGGGCUGCACAAUAUAAAAGUAAGAUAUCAGUAUUUCUGAUCGUAUUGCUACCUAUUCCAGUUGUGUUAUGCCUUUCAGUGUGGUAAAACUUUAAUAUGGAAUAAUUACAUUUUAUUGGAUUAUAUGAAGACCAUGAUUUAUCAAAAAAAUUACACAAACUCAUUAGAAGAAGAGUCUGACAUUGGUCAGGGUGCUCACGGAACUUGUGGGUUGAUGAUGAUAUUUAUGACAUUGUUAGUAGUAAAGGGUUUCAAAGUAAAAUUAAAUAAAAUGCAGAUAUUUUAGUGCAGUCAUCCAGCGACACAAUAAAGGAAUUACAUCAGCUUCAGAUAUCGCACAUCAUUAAUUAUCUGUCUGAUGGUGCUAAUUUAUUUUAAAGCAGUUAUCUGAUACAGAUGAUUGCAAUAUAAUUGUCUCAUAACACCAUUUUUUUAUGUUAUAACACAAUGGAUAUCUUAUUUUGCAUACUUGUAAAUACUGCAAAGGCAAAUAGGGUUAAAACAAUAUAUUGUGCAGCCCUAAACUCGAGUCUGACUAAAGGUAAUAUGAGAAAUAUAAUUGAUGCCUCAGUACUAAGAGAAUCCCAUCUGGAUGGGCCAAAAUUAAAUAAAAUAGUUGGUGCUGUAGUACAACAAACUUCUAAAUGGCACAUGUAAGAGAAGAAGGAAAACAAGCUUUUAAUGAAAAGUAAUGUAAUAAGGUUGUUUGGACCAUUGCUUUUAGAGAUGGCACAUUAACUGUUUUUUCUUUUCUGAUAUCGCUGUUAAAAUCAAAUAUCAGCCAAUUACGAUUCGUAAAUAUUUAACUUAAAAUGGGUUUUAAAUGAUGUUAACCUCUUUCCACAGGCCCAUCAUUGGUCAACACCAGUGAUCAACACAUUGGUCACAUUUAAUCACAUUUACUCUCUUAAUACUUUGUACUGACUUCCACUAUUUGCUGCAUUUAUUUACUUAAAGGAAAUACAGAGUGAGUCAUAGUCACAUCGUGAACAAGAAAAUAAGAAUGGCACAUGUUGUUUUCAUACAAUCAUAAGUGAUUUCACUGGGCAUAUUAAACACAGCACAUCCAGCCAAAUUUGAAUUCUUGUCCAUCUUUCAUACUGUGUACAGUUCUCUGCAGGCAGAUUUGCACCACUAAACAGUAUUUAACCAGUACUUUCUGUAUCACCAAUGGAGUGACCCCUGGGGGGCCUGUGGAAAGAGGUAUAUGGAAGAGCUUCCGUGUCUCUGCUGAAAUCUCAUUCAACAUGUUUUACAGUUUCAUAGCUCUCUGUACCCAUAUAACAAUUCUAAUUUCUAAUAGUCCGCUGGCUGCUGGAAAUGUCUGACAGUGACUUUUUUGCCGCCCCCAACUAAAAAAGUGCUGUAAGCUAUAAACUACUUCUAAGGGAUUUUUUCUUAGGAUACUAUUUUAUAUAAAAGUAAACUGUACACAACACAGUGUGAAGAAGUCGUAAUUCUGGACGUUUUUUCGAGUUAAAGCAUCUAUAACCUUAAAACAAGGUUCUUCAAUGAUCAUUUGGUCUUUUCAACUUCAAUGUUUUAAAUGAAACAAAUAGUGUAACUGGAGGAACCACUAUGGAAGCAUUCUUUAGAUUUUCUUUAGACUUUGAAAAUUAUGGUAAAAAUAGAUCUGUUUUGCCAAAUGGGGGGCACAAUCUUUACCCUUUUAGCAUUAAAAAGAACUCAGUUUUGAAUCGAGAGUUUAACAAAAGAGAAUGAAAGCACAUACAGUCGCUUUUAGAGUAAAUUGUUGAAUCUCCAAAAUGGAAAAAAAGACAAUUCAUUCUCAAAUGUUUACAAACUGGGAACCUGGCAUUUUAAACCAAUGGAUAAAGAAAUUAAUGAGUUACAGAGGAUUAAUACAUCCACAAUAAAUCAUUUGUUUUUCCACACUGUUUUUUAAAACAUUCUGGCAUGUAUUUAUUUUUUUUUUUUCUCAAAUGAGUUCCAUUGACUCUGAAUGUGACUGUUUGUUGAUGACUUGUGUGUAGUUUGGGAAUUUAGAAGGUUUUGUUUGUGUGUUCACAAGACAUUGAUUUCAGAUUGCGCUAAAAAGAACAAAUCAAAAAUGAUGGUUCAUUUAGCUAGCAUAGACAUGCUAUGCUGCAUUUAAUGAUAUUUAAUCACUAAAAAUUUACCAUUUUGAUUCCAUUAGAUUUAGAGCAGUACAUUGUAAUAUUGCUGUUCUAAUAUGGGGAAGUGUUUAUUUACAUGAGAAGGAAAACAUUUGUAACUUUUAAUGUAUGUUAGUCCAUGUAGAAGUCAUUUUAGACCAUUUCUCUCGGUCCAUAUGUUGUAAAAUGUAAAGCAAUGUAAAGAGGUGCUAGUGUUUUCAAAUUAUAUUAAAAGAGGAAAAAUGGAGUUUCAAUAUGACCACAACAAUGAAAUAUACAGCCACAUUAAAUCUGCAAAAAAAAAAUAUUAAAUUUACCAUAGCAGUUAGUCUGAUAUAUUUAAUUUGUCUAUGAGGGGUGUAACAAAAGAUGCAUUUUUAAAUAUUUGCUAAAAAUUUAAAUUCUAAGGUCAAAAUCCUUUAUGCUUUAAAAAUAUGUUAAUUCCACAGAGCUCUGAUGUGGCUAGUAUUAGCCUAAUAGGUUUUGUGCACAAAAUCAUAUCGAACAUGUAAAGCUCAAACUAAUACCUUAGCCCAAAACUAUGUAAAUCUCAAUGUGUAAUGCUAUAAUGUGUUUUCCUCAAGCUAAAAGCUAAUACUACAGCUUCAAACUGUUGUAGUAGCUUCAGCUAAUCAAACUACUACCAAUUUGAUCUAAUUUUAUAGCUCUGGCCUAAUAUAUAUGCCAUAUAUGCUAUGCUUCAUAUGCUAAACUAACUUGUUACCAUCAAGCCAUAAGAUAAACUCAAGGUAACACAGUAGUUCCCAACUGUUUAGGCUAAUUCAAGCUAGCAUUACUAAACUAGCGCUAAUUACAUAGGAGCUAAUAUGUUGUCCUACCAAACAGCCACAAGCUAAUAUUUAAGUCUUAAGCUGAUGCAGUAGCCCAGACUAUUAGCAUUUAUUCUAAAUGCACUAGUCCUGAGCUAAUGUUUUGACCUUAAGAUAACACACUAGCUAUAAGCUAAUCCAUCGAUAACAUCCAUAUGAUAACCACAGUAGAUUGAUACUGCAAGUGAAACAGGUACAGUAUGUUGCGUCAUGUUACACCCCUAAAAACAGAUUUACAUUUAUAACUGUGGUAUUUGGCUAAAGCUUAAACAAAGAGAGACUUACAUUUGACUAAAUCCUGUUACACAGAUACAGACAGGCUAAUAUUGCAUUGGGAGUCCUGUGCUUCCCCUGCUGGGAAGACCGAACCCCUAGUCUGCCAUGGAAGGAUUUUUUUUUACCUGCCAACCACUUGGAAAACCAAUUGACAGUGUUUUCAGAGAAACAGUUUUACAUUUCUUACCCAUUUAUACUGUUUAACAGUACUGUCCUAAAUCAUUACACACCUGCUGUAGAUGUAGUUUCCGUGUAGAAUAUUAUAUAGUGUGAGAACAGUUGAGGGAUUAUUUUCAUUUAGCUGCAGGUGGUGAUUGUAAAUGAAAGAAGUAAACAAAAACAAAAAAGUCUGGCGCAAUCUAAACUGACCCGAAUGUGGACUAAAGUGAACAAAAGCAAAAAAUUAAUGUGAAUAGAAACAGUGUUGAAUCAUGUACAUGUAUUUUCUUUAUUUCCCCUUUCAGAUAUACAAAAAGCAUAUUCGAUGUGUCUGCUGUGAUUGUUAAAUAUUAUUUUCUGAACUUUGUAUGUAAACUGUCCGAAGCAUAUCAGAACUGCAGCCGCUGAGUGUCUUAACGACCCUCACCGAGUUCGUUCUAACACAUAUUUCCAUGUUGUCCCUGUUUCCGCAGAUGAAGGUGAAUGUUUACAAGUGUUUGGUAAAUGUUAGUUUAGUCUUUUGUUUAUAAUUUCUUUCUCCUGGUACAAACUUUUCCGUUCUUUAAUGUGUUUUACACAUUUUGUGCUGCUUUACAAUUUAAUGAUUGCCUUUCUUGAAUUAGAGAAUGGGGAUGAUUUUCACCGACACUAGGAGGAGCAAAUGAGUUUUAUUAUGGUUAACAGAUUUAGUUAGUGAUGUUGAAUCUGAGUUCCUGGUUGCCCCUGGUUUACAUCAACAGUUUUUCAAAGUUGAUGAAUUUUUGUUUUGUUUUGUUUAAAUUUUAAAAUCAGUAGUGAUUUAUUGCACAUUUGGAUACAGGUAAAGCAUUUUUGUAUCUGCUUGUAUAAAUUAUAAGUAAAAAUUUUAAAGUCUU
Astyanax mexicanus (Mexican tetra) is the source of this 8897-nucleotide messenger RNA. RefSeq names its product suppressor of cytokine signaling 6 (gene socs6a). The coding region runs from base 551 to 2131 and encodes 526 amino acids. Gene Ontology annotation, biological process: regulation of growth; phosphatidylinositol phosphate biosynthetic process; protein ubiquitination. Gene Ontology annotation, molecular function: 1-phosphatidylinositol-3-kinase regulator activity. Gene Ontology annotation, cellular component: phosphatidylinositol 3-kinase complex. NCBI's taxonomy places the organism in Eukaryota, Metazoa, Chordata, Actinopteri, Characiformes, Acestrorhamphidae. The record is from RefSeq and is a predicted model, not a curated record. The transcript has 2 exons.